Rhopalosiphum maidis (corn leaf aphid) is the source of this 1671-nucleotide messenger RNA. RefSeq lists its product as uncharacterized. The coding region runs from base 150 to 1544 and encodes 464 amino acids. Lineage: Eukaryota; Metazoa; Arthropoda; Insecta; Hemiptera; Aphididae. Gene Ontology annotation, molecular function: toxin activity. The transcript has a single exon. The record is from RefSeq and is a predicted model, not a curated record.
ACGUGAGUUGGUUAUACUAUAUACCAUAUAUAUAUAUAUAUAGACGCAACUGCAAAUAAACGCCACGCGCACCCCAACACGACCGUCGAACUCCAUACUUUCACAAGUAUUGGCACAUUUUUCAUCUGGUGUAGUUAUUUAUAAAUAAAAUGUUUUUGUUAAAAUUGAUUUAUAUUUUAUUUCUUUGUAAUAUUGUAAAUAUUAUUAAAAGUAAAUCAUUACCUGAUUACAGUAGUAAUAUUAAAGAAGGAAAAGAAUUAGAAAUUUUUAACAAUAUUAAAUCAAAAAUUGAUGUAUCAUAUGACAAAUGUCCUAUUAGUCAUGAUGUGCCUGUUAUUUCAGCUCUUAAUAUCGAAAGUGAAAAAAUAAAAAAGCUAUUAACUUUUGUUCUUUAUAAAAUACCAUAUAUUGGUAGCCCAUUAGAAGGGUUCUCAAUAGCAUUCUGGCCGGAUCAAGAAAAGGAUGUAUGGUUAGAAAUUAAAGAUAAAGUUAAAAAUGUAAUAGAUAAAAAUACAUUACUAACGAUUAGUGGUAUUCUUUCUGGUGAUAUAAGGAUGUAUAAAGAAAGAAUAAAUCAGCUAUCUUCAGAAAUAAAAAAUCCUACAAAUAAUGCUUCAUCUCAUUAUAUGAACAUUGCAGAAGAUUUAAUUGGAUUCGAGAACAAAUUUAUGUUUGACAAAAAUUAUGCUGAUUAUAAAAAUAUAAAUUAUCAUUUACUUCCUUUGUAUUCAACUGUUAUAUCAAUGAAGGCAAGUUAUUAUACUAUUGGUAUUAAAUAUUCAAAAAAGAUCGGUUUAACUUCAAAUGAAGUUUUAAAAAUAAAAAAUUAUAUUACAAAUAUUAUUAAGUCUAAAGAUGGUGCUAAUAAUUAUAUCAAUAACAUGUUAGAAGAUAGUUUAAAUAAUGCUUAUAGCACAUCUAAUCAAUUUAAUAUUUAUAAUAAAAUCAUGUCUAUUAAAGGUCACAUAGGUAUUCAUGGUUUAGAAUAUAUACCAAUGUGGAACAACUUGAUAGAUAAUCCAUUUUCAGAUGAGAAAAUAAAUAUAAAUAUAAUCUCUUAUUCUAUAUUAGUUGGAAGAGUAACAUUAAAUAUUAAUAAGCAAUUACUAAACAUAUCUCAACCAUUAACACCUAAUUUAAUCAAUGGAACUCGUAAUGCAAUAGUAUCUAUAGGUGUUUAUAUUUGGCGUAUACACAAUGCUCCACGAAUAGGUGGUAUAAAUAUCUUCUUUAAAAAUGGUGACAAUUAUUCUCUAGGAGAAUCUACUUCUGAAUAUAAAAAAUUUGAUCUUAACGGAUCUGUUAUUAAAACAUUACAAGUACAUGGUGAUGGUGCAAUUGAUCGCUUAGUUUUUUAUCUCUCUGAUAAAAGAAUAUUAUCAUAUGGAGAAGAAAAGAUUCCAAAACCAAGUAAUCGGAAUUACGAAAAAAAAUUUGAAGAAGAUUCACAUCAUAUUUCUUCUUUGUUUUUAAGUAAUGAUGCUUAUAAUUGUGGGCUGGCCGGUCAAGCCGCAAAUAUAGCUGUAUCAUACCAACUAGAUUAACUCAAAUAAUUCAAUGAAAAAUCAGUAUAAUUUAAAAAUUUAAAAAUUUUUAAAUAAAUUCAGUUAAAAACAUAUGUUUAUUUUAAUCGUUUAUAAAAUUUAAAGUUCUUGGUUUUAAUUUAAAACA